Prinia subflava (tawny-flanked prinia) is the source of this 1398-nucleotide messenger RNA. It is a transcript of the gene TRA2B, whose product is annotated as transformer 2 beta homolog. The record is from RefSeq and is a predicted model, not a curated record. The transcript has 9 exons. NCBI's taxonomy places the organism in Eukaryota, Metazoa, Chordata, Aves, Passeriformes, Cisticolidae. Gene Ontology annotation, biological process: positive regulation of mRNA splicing, via spliceosome. The coding region runs from base 125 to 994 and encodes 289 amino acids. Gene Ontology annotation, molecular function: RNA binding. Gene Ontology annotation, cellular component: spliceosomal complex.
UGACCCGCCAAGCGCGCGCGCGCGGCCCCGCGGUCUCGUCACUUCCCGCGCGGACGGCGCUGUCGCCAGGGACGGUCGUGACCGGUUCGGGCGGCGGCGGCGGCUGGAGCGGCGGGACGAGACAAUGAGCGACAGCGGGGAGCAAAACUACGGCGAGCGGGAAUCCCGUUCUGCUUCCAGAAGCGGAAGUGCUCAUGGGUCUGGCAAGUCGGGGAGGCACACCCCUGCAAGAUCUCGCUCUAAGGAGGAUUCCAGGCGCUCCAGGUCAAAAUCUAGAUCCAGGUCUGAAUCCAGGUCUAGAUCGAGGAGGAGCUCGCGCAGACACUACACCAGGUCGCGCUCGCGUUCGCGCUCGCACAGGAGGUCCAGAAGCAGGUCGUACAGUCGGGACUACCGGCGGCGCCACAGUCACAGCCAUUCCCCCAUGUCGACCCGGAGACGGCACAUCGGCAACAGGGCGAAUCCUGAUCCAAACUGUUGUCUGGGAGUGUUUGGGCUGAGUCUGUACACCACAGAACGAGACCUGCGAGAGGUUUUCUCCAAGUAUGGGCCCAUCGCCGACGUUUCCAUCGUGUACGAUCAGCAGUCGCGGCGCUCCCGGGGCUUUGCGUUCGUCUACUUCGAGAACGUCGAGGAUGCCAAGGAGGCAAAGGAACGUGCCAAUGGAAUGGAGCUGGAUGGAAGAAGGAUCCGGGUAGACUUUUCCAUAACAAAAAGACCUCACACACCUACUCCUGGAAUCUAUAUGGGAAGACCUACUUACGGCAGCUCACGGCGACGGGAUUACUACGACAGGGGCUACGACAGAGGCUACGAUGACCGGGACUAUUACAGCAGGUCGUACAGAGGAGGAGGUGGUGGUGGCGGAGGAGGCUGGAGAGCUGUUCAGGACAGGGAUCAGUUUUACAGGAGGAGGUCACCGUCCCCGUACUACAGCCGAGGGGGCUACAGAUCCCGGUCCAGAUCCCGGUCCUACUCACCUCGUCGCUAUUAAAGCAUGACACAUAGAGGAAUUUCUAGCUACAGCCUUUUGAGUUGAAAUUGCGAGUUUGUGGACAAUAUUUUUUUAUUGUCUCUUCUGUUUAACCAAGUGACAGUGCCUAGUGAAUUAGGUGACUUUUACACCUUUUAUGAAGACAAUUUCUGUGGUGUUCAAUGCUGUUUCAUUCUGCAUAUUUGUGUAGUUUGGUGCUUUGUUUCCAGGUGUGUUUUGAAAGGAGUAUGUUUUGCAUGUGUUUUUUUUAGUCUCCAUUUUGACUCCUGAAAGGUUUCUAUUGUAAAGAAAAAAACUGUUGAGUUAGUUUUUUCUACUGAUUCCAAGUUAUUCCCGAGAUCCAAACCUGUGUAAAAUGCUUUCCAAAAGUGAAAAAAUAAAAUAAAAAGACAUUUGUUUUUUUC